UAUCUAUUGUGCAACUAAAGUAUUCAUUUUUCAUACCUUCCCGUAAAAUCCCUCUUUCGAUAUUAACUAUAGUAUCAUUAUGAACAGGUUUUUGAUUAUCCACAGAAACGUCUGGAUCAGAAUCAUUUAUAAGGUAUGCUCUAACUUCCUAAAUUAUUCUAUCCGGCUGCUUGUUUGCUUUUCUUCACUUUUUUUGAUUCUGGGGUUUCCAAUCGUUUUAUAUAUAUAUAUCCUUUGUCAAACCAGAAUAAAGAAACAAUGUACACUUCAACGUUAUAUAGUGUAUUCUUCCAAAUAUCAGGUUCAAAUACAGAAACAGUUUGGACCAAAUGGUUGAUCUGAGCACCAACCAAUAGUUCUUGAACUUGGUCGAGAUGUGUAUCAACUCGGAAGUAAGAAUUUCAGCAUAGUAACAAAGAAUAUUUAUUAUUAGAUACAAUUCAAAUAUAUUUAAGACGGAAAUAUCGGCAAGAGACAUCAAGUUGAUACUUAACAAAGAAGUUUUGGUAUUCAAAAUCUAGUGCAAUCUACCCGAAAAUGCUGCUAUGGUCAGAAUUAAGUAUGCCGAUCGUUUAACAAAAUAUUAGAGUCACCUUUACUUGAUAAAAACUUACAUAGCCAGUUCUUCAGGAAAGCAGAUAAACAAGGAAUAUUAAGAUAUAUCCAGGAGUUAUAUCUUGUGUCAUACUCGGAGCACAUCAUCUGUGGAUUUGGUGAAAAAUAUCUGUGCAAUAGUUAAUAAUCCUGUACAUAAAGCUUCGUAAUUAAUCCCGCCUUUGUCAUGACAAAAUGAUCAAUGACUUGACCUAGAUCUUUUUCCAUAUUGUUGAACUAAAUUACGAACUUUAAUUAUUCCAGUACUACCAUACGAUACAAGUUUAUACGUUCUGGAGGCAGCAUUUGUCUUUAUUAAUAUUUAGUCUGUUGCUUAGAUUUAUCUAAAAUCCCUUCAAUACUUACUCUACUUAGCACCGUUUCAAAACAAAAUAAGCUCAAAGUCUAAUAAGUCAAAAGAAAAAGACUUUAUUAAUCUCACCUCAUCUCAAUUAAACUAUGAGCUGCUUCGGAGUUUCACUUUUACUAGUGGCUGAGCACAUGUGCGCUCUCACCUCUUGCAUCGCAAGAAAUUUAUUGGCUUUCCCUUUUGGGGCAUAACUAAAAAAAAUAAACUCAUUAUUUGUGAAUCUGUGACCCAUCUCAUAUAUCUUGGUAUAUAUUCUCCAGAUCACCACUUCUUUUUCACAAUUAUCUGUCUGCUGAUUGACAUCAACCCAAGUUUAUUAUCAUGUCACAAGAAGAUUCCACUAGCACUGAGUAUCAGCCGUUGUUGCCUUCUAACGUGCAACAACAAUCCACAACCAAUUAUGGAUCAACUCGUCGGUAUUCCUUUACCAACGAAUAUAACCGUUCUGGAGAAAGACCACUUUUCCAAAGAAUAUUAUCAAGUUAUCAUUCGGUCACAAACCCAAAUUCUCCAUUUGAAAACAUUGUUGCUUCUCAGCAACAACCAGUUUUCCAAGAUAACCAAAGUAUUUCUUCUAGUGGUGAAUAUAGGAGAAUGAGUGUUGUUGAUAUUGUCAAUGCAUUACGUCCUGCAAGAUUAAUUGGUAAGUGGAAACCUCUUGCAAAUUGGUAUGACUAUUACAUUUCGGAUUUAGAGAAAAUAAAGUCAAGAUCUGUUAGAAGUUAUUAUGAAGAACAAAAUGAAUUGAUUGAAAAAUUUCAAGAAAUUGAUAAUUUCCUUGAUGCUGGUAAGAUCCAUUAUAAUAUGUUGACUACUUAUGGACAACCAAACACAACCGUUAGAACCAAGUAUUCAAGAUUGCACGACGUUCCUGGGAACAUUGAUCAAGAUGUUGCAAAAUUAUUAGGAUACGACGAAGAUGAUCAUCAAAGUCAAGUUCUAACUGCAAUCUUAGUGAAUUUCCUUAUCAAUAUUUUGCUUCUUAUUGGGAAAAUCGUGGUUACAAUUUUAACUAACUCCAUGUCUGUGGUGGCAUCUUUAGUUGAUUCGAUUUUAGAUUUCUUGUCAACUUUCAUUAUUUAUAUUGUUAACAGACUAGCCACUUCUAAAGAUUGGAAGGUUCAGCAUUCUUACCCAGUGGGAAGAUCAAGAUUAGAGCCAUUGGGUAUAUUGAUUUUCUCCAUUAUUAUCAUCAUUUCAUUUGUGCAAGUUGGUCAGGAAUCAUUCAAGAAAUUAUUCAUGUCACCUGCGGACUCUCAUGUUCCAGCCGUCAUUGGUUUCGAUGCAAUUGCAAUUAUGACUAUAACAAUUAUUGCCAAGGUUGGUUGUUGGAUUUGGUGUUCUAGUAGUAGAUCAUCUUCUGUGCAAGCUUUGGCACAAGAUGCCAUGACUGAUAUUGUAUUCAAUACUGUAUCGCUAUUAAUGCCUGCACUUGGUCACUGGUUCAAUAUUUGGUGGUUCGAUCCCCUCGGUGCCUUGCUAUUAUCUAUAUACAUUGUUGUCAACUGGGGGAUGACUGCCUUUGAGCAUAUAAACAAUUUAACAGGGGCAGUGGCAGAACCAGUAGAUUACAAAGUUAUUCUAUACUUGGCAUACAGAUUUGCCGAACCUAUCAAACAAAUAACAGCAUUGAAAGUGUAUCAUGUGGGUGAUAAUUUAAAUGUUGAGAUUGAUUUGGUUUUUGCUAAUGAUAAAUUUGACUUAAGUUUUAAAGAUUGUCAUGAUAUUGCUGAAGCUUUACAAUAUUCGAUUGAGAGUUUACCUAAUGUGGAAAGAGCAUUUGUUCACAUUGAUUACAUGGAAGGAAAUUAUAAAGGACAUUUGAAGUGAGUUAAUAGCAUUAUAGAAAGAACAUACAUAAUUUGUAAACAAUAGUGUAAUAUAUAGAGUAAAUAACAUGUAAUACCUUAGUUCA
Spathaspora passalidarum NRRL Y-27907 is the source of this 2879-nucleotide messenger RNA. RefSeq lists its product as uncharacterized. The transcript has 4 exons. Lineage: Eukaryota; Fungi; Ascomycota; Pichiomycetes; Serinales; Debaryomycetaceae. The record is from RefSeq and is a predicted model, not a curated record. Gene Ontology annotation, molecular function: monoatomic cation transmembrane transporter activity. Gene Ontology annotation, biological process: monoatomic cation transport; transmembrane transport. Gene Ontology annotation, cellular component: membrane. Bases 1286 to 2794 code for a protein of 502 amino acids.